UUUGACGAUCCAAACCGCCCAAGCCGUUGCAGUGCCCAACAUCUCAGAUGCGUCUCUGAAGUCGUUUCGGGUCGUCUCCAUGGGAGGAUUACUCUCGGUCGCUGAGACCGGCCGUCCGGACGGCGAUGCCGAUGCCGAUGACGAUUCGAACCGGUCGCGAUGGUCGAACCGCGUCGAUUGUAAGCAGUUCCUGCGAGAAGCGAACGGCCGGCUCUCGGACUUCUACGAGCGAGAUCGCGAUCUCGGUGAGGGAGCUUAUGGUGAGGUCUUCCUGGCACGGCAGCGGAUUUGCGCCGGCGGGCAGAACGAGCGCGCGGGUCGCCUUUGUGCCGUGAAGAGAGUCAGGAAACCCAACGUGGCAGCCGGCUUGGAUGAGGAAGGCGCAGAUUCAGAGGAAGCAUUGGAGGAGUUCCGGGUGGAGGUGGAGUUAAUGAAAUCCUUGGACCAUCCUUCCAUUUGCCGCCUCUUGCAGGUCUACGAAGAUCCAAAAAAUUUGUAUUUGGUCAUGGAACAUAUUCAGGGCGGAGAACUCUUUGAGCACGUUGUUGAAUGUGGAAGCCUUUCUGAGCAUGAUGCCGCGCGCGUGGUCAGACAGGUUGCUUCAGCACUCUCUUAUUGCCAUGAACAUGGCGUCGUGCAUCGGGACAUCAAGCCCGAAAACAUCCUGGUGGUCACCGAAGAUGACCAGGAACCUGAGGUGACGGUCAAGCUCAUCGACUUUGGCUUUGGGAGUCGGAUCCUGGAAGGGGUGAAACUCCGGGCCAAGGUUGGAACCUUUGUGUAUAGCGCGCCUGAAAUCUUGAAGGGCCAAGCCUGUGACGAGAAGAUUGAUCUGUGGGCCUUGGGAUGCGUGUUGUUCGUGCUGCUCUCUGGUGAUUCCCCUUUUUAUGGAACGGAUUGCCAGGCCAGCAUCACCAAAGGCAGCUAUGAGAUGGAUGGGAAGUGGGAUCAGAUCUCGGAGGAUGCAAAGGACAUGAUCAGGAAACUUUUGCAGGUGGAGCCGUCGUGCCGUCUCUCAGCGAAAGAGGUACUAGAGCAUCCUUGGCUGCAGAAGGCUGCCCCACACAUCAAGCUAGAAGCAGCGGCCCUAAAACACAUUGGUGCUUUGGAAACGUUUCACAAGCAGAACUUUUUCCGUCACUUGGCGGCGGGUGUUCUUGCCAAGCAGCUGGAUGAAGGGGACCUGCAUGAGCUUCACAAGGCCUUUUGCGAGAUCGACCAGGAUGAGAAUGGGGUCGUCACCUUCUCUGAGUUCAAAGAUGUGCUAAGAGAUUUCAAUCUCAAUGAUCAAAGCCAUCCCGAGUUGCAGUUGGGCUCUGGCAAAGUGGCUGAGAUUUUCCAUAGCGUGGAUCUGGAUGGGCGCGGUGUGAUAGACUAUACAGAAUUUGUUGCAGCUUGCCUGGACCACAAGGUAGAGGAAGAGGAGGGAGUCUGUUGGGCAGCCUUCCAAGUCUUCGACAAGGACUGCAAUGGCACCGUUAGCUUCGAGGAGUUGGAGCAGGUGUUGAAUACUGCAAGCAUGGAAGAUACCUUCUCCCCCGAGCUUCGGCGUGAACUCUGGGAAGAGCUGACUGGGCGUGAUCAGAGUGCCGUGGACUUCGACCAUUUCCUGGCGGCACUUCGCGGCGUGCGCUGUGGCCAGCUAGAUGCUGCUUUCAAAUAGAGCCACUUCUUUUUCUUGCAGAUGCUCUUACGGUGGGUCCCAUAUAAUUAGAUCAGAUAGAUGCUUCAAUCAUAGAUGUCAUCACCCCAUAAGGAUCUAAAACCAAUGCCACUCGAUAUUCAGACAAAGCGAACCAGGAAUCCAAGAAUGACGGCAAAGAGGCGAGUGAGGCCGCUGCGUUGCCAGUGCAUCGUCGCCAGCAACGGGCUGUCACGUCAAUGGGGUUGCCGAUCAAGGCGCGAGGAGGUGAUGCGCUGCCCAUCCGUGGCCGUGCUGGAACCCUGCCCAUUGGCCGUGGUGGUGGCUUGCCGAUUGCCAGCAGACACUGAGAAGGAACAAGUUGAGAAUUGAAACGUUUCAUUUGAGCUGAUUUGAAGUUUACCUUGGCAGCGCUUGCCAGAAAAGGUGCG
Molecule: messenger RNA, 2073 nt
Organism: Durusdinium trenchii
Lineage: Eukaryota; Dinophyceae; Suessiales; Symbiodiniaceae
Source: the annotation of a GenBank genome assembly